Echinostoma caproni is the source of this 762-nucleotide messenger RNA. The record is from the annotation of a GenBank genome assembly. NCBI's taxonomy places the organism in Eukaryota, Metazoa, Platyhelminthes, Trematoda, Plagiorchiida, Echinostomatidae.
AUGCCUACUCGAAUAAUACUAAUGAGUGGCUUUAAAAAGGUUCUGAAUUUCAAUGGAUUAGUACUGAUUCCUAAAACGCCAUAUACUAAACUUAGUGUGAAUUCCAUCAACCCCAAUGUUGUGCGUUUGGAAUAUGCUGUACGUGGUCCGAUUGUUCAAAGAGCUCAGGAAAUAGAAGACUCCUUAAAGAAGGGUGAAAAGAAAGGUUUUGAUCAAAUUAUCAAGUGCAACAUUGGCGACUGUCAGGCUGCAGGACAAAAACCAAUCACAUUCAUACGCAACGUAUUGAGUGUGGCCACUAGUCCGGAUCUUUUCAAGAGUUCCUCUAUUCCUGAUGAUGCGAAAAUGAGAGCAAAGCGAUUUUUGGAUAGCUGCGGAGGUAGUGUUGGUGUUUACAGUCAAUCAACUGGGGUACAAAUUGUCCGCGAGGAUGUUGCUCGUUAUAUCCAGAAUCGAGAUGGAUUGCCGGCUAAUCCAAACAACAUAUUCCUAUCCUCGGGCGCCAGUGAAUCCAUUCUACAACUUUUGGCAACCGGCGGCGAUGAAUCGAAGCGCGCUGGAAUCAUGGUUCCCAUACCCCAGUAUCCACUCUAUUCUGCCACAAAUGCGGAGUACAAUGCAUAUCAGGUAUGUACCUUUCUGGUUGGUGUACGUCAAACAAACUCAUGGGGAACAAAUCUGUUCACAUUUUAUACUGAUAUGGAAUUUAGAACGUUCUUCACCAUGUACAGCUUCAUAUACAUACUACUGAAAAACCCAUAG